UGGCUGCAGUAUUUCUCUUUUCCUUGUGUAUUUCUAAUGUUAGACUGUUCUCAGCUUGUAGCUGAGCUGAAUUUCAGUACACUUAAAGGAAACGAUUUUGGUUUUGGAAAUGUCUUCAGAAGAACCCGGGACUGCGGAAUCUGGAUGGACCACAGAAAACCUACAGAGGCUUUUUACUGCAAUGAAAGCUUGUUUAGCAAACCGUGGGAGGAGGAGCGGCUACCUUGCUGGACUGAAAGCUGUAGACUGGAAUAAAGUGACGUUUCCUCCUUUCUCUGCCGAGGAAUGCCAGCAGAAGUGGAUGGAGGUGAUGGCCAAGAUCCGCAAGACUCGGUCCCUUACGGAGCUCAUAGUUGAAGCUGAAGAUGUUAUUUUGACCCUUGACAAGUACCAUCCGAAGAAACCUGCUCCUCCAAAUGCUACUUUCUUUAAGGAGAACGCUGCCAAGUUCAAAAAAGAACACCCAGAAAUGAACGCACAACAGCUUUUGAAGAUUUCAAACGAGAAAUUCAAAAUGCUUCCAGUUGAGGAGAAGGAUAUGUAUAAAAAGAAAUGCACCCUCAUAACUGAAGAAUACCAAGACCAGAAACAGAAGUUUUGUGAACAAAACCCAAGCUAUCCAUCUGUGUCAAAAACAUGGCAGAAAAAAAAGAGAAAAGUCCGUGCAGAUAAGGAAGGUGGUGCGAAUGAAGAAGAAGGCUUCCCUCCCAAACCCCCUAACAAUGGCUUUGUAUUGUUCUGCAAGGAGCAACGUUCAUCCACCAGGGGUCGUAAAGGUCAAAAAUCCCAGCAUAUUAAGGAGUGGGGCCGACUCUGGCGAGAAAUGAGUCCAAACCAGAAGGCGACAUACAUUAGACGUUCCAAUGAGAUGAAGAAGGAAUACAAAACCAAGCUGUGUUUAUAUGUAGAUAGGUUUGAUGGAAAGAAACGGCAACAGAUCCUCAGAGAGAAUGACAUCAACUUAGAUACAAUGAAGUUGAAAGAGGUGAGAUGUGGGGAAGUACUGCCCAAUGAGCCCAAGAUGCCGCCCAAAUCUGGGAGUGUAAUUUUCUGUCAACGUCAGAUGGAAAUUAUGAAACAUAAGAUCCCAAUUACCCAAGAGCGCUUCGGCAUGGUUAACAAAAUGUGGAGUCAUCUCCCUGCCGUGGAGAAAGAGCAGUAUAACAAUGAAGUGAAAGACAAGAAGAGAAAAUACACAGAAGAGUUACGGAACUGGUUUAAGACGUUGACACCACAACAGCAGAGAGAAUAUCAGGAAUCCAACCCCAGAAAAGCCAAACACCUCCAGGCAAAGCAGGGAAACAUGGAAUUGGAAGAACUACAUUUAAACCUUCCAUCGAAACCCCAAUACUUCCAGGCAAAGCGGGGAAACAUGGAAUUGGAAGAACUACAUUUAAACCUUCCAUCGGACUCAGAAGAUGAAUUGAUUGAGAUCAGCAGCAGUGAGGAAGAGGGAAACUUCAUUACCUUUUGUGUGGGGGAAGACGACGACGAGGAUUGCUAUGCGGAUGACAUCAUGUUUGAGAUUUAAUGAUGAUGGAGAAGAAAAAAAACUGCAGAACUGGGAAAGAUGACCUUACGGACACGUAGUUUGACUUGCUGGGAGAAGUCUGCCACUGCUGUGUUCUUUUGUGCAGUGUUCAAGGCUGGAUCUAAGAAAAAGAAGAUAGACUUUGAAAUAAUCCAAAGCAUGUCGCACACAGCCUGCACUUUCCAGCUUUCAGCCUGGAAGCCCUCUGCAGGGACUGUACCGUAAGGGCUGAUUUUUAUAUAUAUAUAUAUAUAUAUAUAUAUAUAUAUAUAUAUAUAUAUAUAUAUAUAUAUAUAUAUAUAUAUUUGAGUUGGGUGGAGGAAACCAGAAGGCCUGGAGAGAAACUCUGCAGCCUCUGGUUGGACGUACAAACUCCACCUAAAGACUCCAGAGACUCAGACAUGACUGUCCUGCUGCAGCUGGCCAAUCCAACCACGCUGCUGCACUUCUUCAUGUUCCAUUUAUAUGGGGGUUUUAUCUACAUUUUAUCUUUAUUCUACUUUGUCUUUUGAGCAUUAAUGAACAUCAAUGCAUUUUAUAUGUUGGAGUUAAAUAUCUGAAGGUCAUAAUUAAACUGAAAUAUAAAAGAAAAAGAGACUAAAAGGAUAUUUUAUGAAAUGCAGAAGUGCAUUUUCUCUCUUUUUGGUGUUUACUUUACUGUAGAGGCCUUUGAAAUCAAAUGGAAUGUAAUAAUACAACGAAUUAUCAAGAUUUUUCUUAUGGGGUUUGUAUAGAAUAAAGUAUAUUCAUUUUAAUGUUCAAUCACUUUACACAGAACAGUGGGAGGAAGUUUUAAUGAUGCAAAGUAAAU
Cololabis saira (Pacific saury) is the source of this 2342-nucleotide messenger RNA. RefSeq names its product upstream-binding factor 1-like protein 1. The record is from RefSeq and is a predicted model, not a curated record. Lineage: Eukaryota; Metazoa; Chordata; Actinopteri; Beloniformes; Belonidae. The transcript has 17 exons. Bases 110 to 1531 code for a protein of 473 amino acids.